Salvia miltiorrhiza (redroot sage) is the source of this 1447-nucleotide messenger RNA. RefSeq names its product F-box only protein 13. NCBI's taxonomy places the organism in Eukaryota, Viridiplantae, Streptophyta, Magnoliopsida, Lamiales, Lamiaceae. Gene Ontology annotation, molecular function: protein binding. The transcript has a single exon. The record is from RefSeq and is a predicted model, not a curated record. Bases 118 to 1320 code for a protein of 400 amino acids.
UUUGUCAAAGCCAACACCUUUCACUUUACUCUUUGUCAACCCCAUUUUCUCUAAACUAUUUAACCACCAAUCUCCCCCUCACGCUCACAUUCAUCCUCUCCCUCUCUCUCUCAAGAAAUGGAUGUUUCUAGAAAGAGAAAGAUAUCCGAAAUGUGUGAAGGAGACGAGUCUCCAAGAUUUCCACUCAACGACCUCAACCAAGACCUCCUCGAAAGAGUCCUCUCAUGGCUGCCCACCUCCUCCUUUCUCCGCCUCACCUCCGUCUGCAAGCGAUGGAAGUCCGUCGCCAACUCCGCCGCCUUCAUGCUCGCCUGCUCCCAAGUCCCGGCCCGCCGCCCUUGGUUCUUCAUGGUCGACUCCCACUCCAGUCAACAACCAGUCGUCUUCGACUCCGCCGACGGAAACUGGAAGAAUCUCAACACUCCGCCGCCGUGCCCGGACUCGGCCCCCGUCACCCCCGUCGCCGCCGCAGGCGGCCUCCUCUGCUUCCUCCGCCCCGACGGCGGCUUCGUCGUGACCAACCCCGUCACCGGCUCCUGCCGCCGCCUCGCGCCGCCGUCGCCCCCCUCGCAGCAGCCGAUGCAAGCCAUCGCGAUGGCGUCGAAGAGGGAAGGCUUCAAGCUCGUUUUAGUCUCCGGCGAGCUCCCCACCCUCAAAUUCAGGGAAUACUGCUCAAUCACGCGGCAAUGGGGGGAAGAAAUCUCACUCGCGAGAAGCGCCGCCGCGGAGGCGGCGGCGGAGGAAUGCUCGCCGUAUUUCCUGAGCAAAUGCGGCAACGUGGUGUCGACGCACAUUCAGAGGAGCCCGUCGAAGCAGUACUCGUCGAUACUCAUCGAGGGAGACAGCAGCGGCGAGAUGCUGUAUUUCCUGAGCUCCGGCGGCACGGUGGUGGCCUGCGAUCUGUCGCGGCGGAGCUUCUCGGAGUACCCGCGGCUGCUGCCGGUGUUCUCGGAAUACUCGAUCGAUCUGGUGGAGUGCGGGGGGAGGAUGUGCGUGGUUUUGCUGUCGGAAUUUCUGGAGACGGCCAGCCUGCGGGUGUGGGGAUGGGAUGAAGGGCGGCGGAGCUGGACGCAGACGGCGGCGAUGCCGCCGUGGAUGUCGCACAAGCUGUACGGGAAGAAGGCGGACGUGAACUGCACGGGGGGAGGCGGGAAGAUGUUGGUGUGUGUGAAUUCUGGGGAGAUUUGUAGGUAUGUGAUGUGUGAUUUGGGGGAGAAUGAGUGGGCGGAGCUGCCGCAAUGCUCCGUCGACGGCCGCCGGAGAGAGUUUGUUUCGGCUCUCUCUUUUGAGCCCAGGAUUGAAGUCGAUUCCAUUUUGUAGCGGAUUUAUUAUUAUUUUUUGGGUAGUUUUAAUUUCGUGCUGUUUUUUUAGUUCAUUAAUUGAUGUGCUAAAACGAAUAGGGAAUUAUUUGAUUUGAGCAAAUUAUUUACAUGGGAGUUGAACGUAA